GUAGAUGAGCAACCAGUCCAUAAGAAAGCAAAACAUCCGGAGGAGCCAAUAAGGGUCUGGAGAUCAUUAUUUUCAUUAGAAUGAAGCGAUUCUUUCAGGCAGUCCAAAAAGACACUUCUUUCAAGAAACCCAAUCUCUCUUCUUCUUCUUCUUCUACAGCCAUUGAAUCAAUAACAGUUGUUGAAAACGAAGAAGAAAACAAAACCCAGAAAAAAGAGCCCACAAAGUUCUUGACUUGGAAUGCAAACAGCUUUCUUCUCAGAAUUAAAAAUAAUUGUCCUGAAUUCACUAAGUUUAUUGAUGAUCUUGAUCCUGAUGUCAUUGCCAUACAGGAAGUAAGGAUGCCCGCAGCUGGUUCCAAAGGUGCUCCGAAAAACCCAAGAGAGUUGAAGGACGAUAACAAUGCUUCACGAGAAGAAAAACUGAUUAUAACACGAGCACUAUCAGGCCCCACCUUUAGAAAAUAUGAUGUAUGGUGGUCUCUUUCUGAUUCAAAGUAUGCUGGAACCGCAUUGUUUGUAAAGAAAUGCUUUCCACCAAGGAAGGUUUCCUUUAAUCUAGAUGGCUCGGUUUCCAAGCAUGAGGCAGAUGGCAGAGUUAUAAUUGCUGAAUUUGAAUCAUUCCGUAUAAUGAAUACAUAUGUACCGAAUAAUGGCUGGAAAGAUGAAGAAACGUCAUUCCAAAGGAGAAGAAAAUGGGAUAAAAGAAUUAAGGAGUUCAUCUUGAAAUCUACAGAUAAAUCCCUCAUCUGGUGUGGUGAUCUUAAUGUUAGCCAUGAAGAGAUUGACGUUAGUCAUCCAGAUUUUUUUCAAAGUGCAAAACUCAAUGGUUAUAUUCCUCCAAAUAAAGAGGACUGUGGGCAGCCUGGCUUUACCUUGUCUGAGAGGAAGCGUUUUAGUUCCAUUCUAACAGAGGGAAAGCUAAUAGAUGCAUACAGAUAUCUCCACAAUGACAAAGAUAUGGAGCGUGGCUUCUCAUGGUCUGGCAACCCUAUUGGAAAGUAUCGUGGUAAAAGGAUGAGGAUAGACUAUCACUUGGUGUCGGAAAAGCUUAAGGAUAAGAUUGUCAAAUGCGAGAUGCAUGGGCAAGGGAUUGAAUUGGAAGGAUUUUAUGGAAGUGACCAUUGUCCUGUUUCGCUUGAGCUUGCGGAGCCGGAACCUAAUGCUAACCAAAGUGAAAUUGUGAACCCAGAAUGAUGCUAGUGCAGACACAUAUUAGUGCUUUUCAUUAGAGUGGGUUUAGUGCUAAAUUUGUUGUUGUAGGUUUGAUGUUCUGGUGUAGGUGGUUGUAUCUAUCAAUCAUUAAUCAGAAACCUACUUGGGAAUUACUGAAAUCGAAUUCUAGGGUACUUGUAGCAAUUACCUUGAUCUGAUUCCAUUUUGGUGGUACUACCAUUAGAUGUUGCAUUUCA
This is a messenger RNA of Erigeron canadensis, 1411 nucleotides long. RefSeq names its product DNA-(apurinic or apyrimidinic site) endonuclease. The coding region runs from base 81 to 1196 and encodes 371 amino acids. The record is from RefSeq and is a predicted model, not a curated record. Gene Ontology annotation, biological process: base-excision repair. The transcript is spliced from 9 exons. NCBI's taxonomy places the organism in Eukaryota, Viridiplantae, Streptophyta, Magnoliopsida, Asterales, Asteraceae. Gene Ontology annotation, molecular function: DNA-(apurinic or apyrimidinic site) endonuclease activity; double-stranded DNA 3'-5' DNA exonuclease activity; phosphoric diester hydrolase activity. Gene Ontology annotation, cellular component: nucleus.